GCGGCAGGAAUUAGGGCGGGAUCACUGGUAGAGGGUUCGUGUUCCCGCCAGAGUCUGUUAGGCGGUGUGAGGAGGUUGUGGAAAGCAAUGGGGGACAUCCAUGAGGUGGGCAGAGCCCGGAUCAACACCAGCAUGCUGGCCCAGUACAUAGGACAGCCCGUGUGCUUCGUGGGCCGUGUGGAGAAGGUCCACCCUUCAGGGUCGUCCUUUGUCCUCUCUGAUGGGGCCGGCAAGAGCACAACGGUGGAGUUAUCAGAUCCGCUGGAUGAAGAAUUAUCCGGAGUUGUAGAAGUUGUUGGAAAAGUUAGUCCGAAGGCAACAAUAAUGGGCGUUUCCUACGUCCCAUUCCGGGAAGAUGUUGGCGCCUUUGAUCUGGGGCUUUAUGAUGAAACAUUGAAGAUAAUUCACGAAUUUCCGCAACAUUAUCCUUUUGGAGUCAAAGGAACAGAAUAACUUUCAAUAUUUGAACAAAACAAUAUUUCC
Molecule: messenger RNA, 483 nt
Organism: Rana temporaria (common frog)
Lineage: Eukaryota; Metazoa; Chordata; Amphibia; Anura; Ranidae
Gene: RPA3
Product: replication protein A3
Exons: 4
Coding region: 88-453 (121 amino acids)
Biological process (GO): nucleotide-excision repair; double-strand break repair via homologous recombination; base-excision repair
Cellular component (GO): DNA replication factor A complex; nucleus; site of double-strand break
Molecular function (GO): damaged DNA binding; single-stranded DNA binding
Source: RefSeq, a predicted model, not a curated record